Actinia tenebrosa (Australian red waratah sea anemone) is the source of this 2174-nucleotide messenger RNA. RefSeq names its product hexokinase-2. The record is from RefSeq and is a predicted model, not a curated record. Gene Ontology annotation, cellular component: cytosol; mitochondrion. Gene Ontology annotation, biological process: glucose 6-phosphate metabolic process; intracellular glucose homeostasis; glycolytic process. Gene Ontology annotation, molecular function: ATP binding; glucokinase activity; D-glucose binding. Lineage: Eukaryota; Metazoa; Cnidaria; Anthozoa; Actiniaria; Actiniidae.
CGGAAAUACUUCGGGUGCUUGAUGUAUCAGUCGAUAAUCCUCCGUCAAGUGUUAUCAGGCUAUCGUUACGAACCUCAUAUCAGAUUACAAAAUUUGCGAAAUUUGGACUUGACGCGAAAGCAUUCUCUUCUACCGGACAGGACGAAUAGCUAGAAAAGAAGAACAAUUUCAAGUUCGAUAGCUCUAUUUUCAGAUAUCAUAGCCAUAAAUACAAGUCAAGAUGUUUAGUGUAYCGCAUUUAUUAUCCAAUGCCUUUAAGUCACUGCAGACCAACCUCUCUGGAGCAGAUGAGGUUGAAGAACUUCUUAAGUCUUAUGAUCUCCCAAAGGAAUCACUAGUUGAGGUUAUGAGGAUUCUGAGGUGUGACAUGGACAAAGGAUUGUCUGCAGAUCCUAAUAUCAGGGCUGAAAGCCCAAUCAAAAUGCUACCGACAUUUGUACGUUCAAUACCAGACGGAACCGAGUCAGGAGAUUUUCUAGCUCUAGAUCUUGGAGGGACAAACUUCAGGGUCUUAAUUGUACAGAUACUUCACGGCAAAGUACAAAUGGAUAGUGAAGUUUUUCCACUCAGUAAAACAAUCAUGACCAGUGAUGCCAUCACUCUCUUCGACUACAUUGCUGACUGUAUCAUGCUCUUUGUCAAAAAGAAAGGACUUAAAGAUAAAACACUUCCUCUUGGAUUUACCUUCUCCUUUCCAGUAGAACAGUUUAGUUUGGUAUCAGGGAAUUUAAUYCGUUGGACCAAGGGUUUCAGUGCUGUUGGGGUUGAAAAUGAAGAUGUGGUCAAGCUACUCAAAGAUGCUCUGUCAAGGAAAAAGAGUGAAUCUGUUGAGGUUGUUGCACUGGUAAAUGACACCACAGGGACAAUGAUGUCAUGUGGUUUUGACGAUCGCAAUGUCGUUGCUGGUCUAAUCCUGGGAACGGGCACCAAUGCCUGUUACAUGGAGAAACUAGACAAGGUAGAGAAGUGGACUGGCGAUCAGAACGAUCCUAGACAAGUUAUCAUUAAUACAGAAUGGGGAGCAUUUGGAGACAAUGGACUUUUGAACUUUAUUGUUACUGAUCAUGACAAGAAUGUGGACAGUGGUUCUAUUAAUCCUGGACAGCAAAUCUUUGAGAAAAUGAUMUCAGGAAUGUACUUGGGUGAGCUUGUCCGUCUUGUCUGCCUUGAUCUCCACAAAAAAGGACUUCUGUUUAAGGGAAAGAGCUCYAAGAAACUAGAAACCAAGUGGGGAUUCCUCACAAAAUUUGUGUCUGACAUUGAAAGUCAUGACAAAGCGAAAAUUCGACAGACAGUCCAAGAACUUGGAAUUGAGGGYUCUGAGGAGGAUUAUGAGACAUUGAAGAAAGUCUGUAGUGCAUUGUCUCAAAGGGCAGCACGUCUGGCGGCAGCAGGUCUUGCAACUAUUGUUGAGAAAACUGAGACAUAYGAAAGCACCAUCGCUGUGGAUGGCAGCCUGUUCAAAUACCACCCUCAAUUUAAAGCUUACAUGCAAGCAACUAUUAAAGAACUACUACCAACAAGCAACAUCAAGUUGAUGCUAUCUGAGGAUGGUUCAGGCAAGGGUGCAGCUCUGAUAGCAGCUGUUGCCGCAAGGAUUUCCAAAUCACAUGCAUAAGGAAUGGAUUGAUUUUGAGUUAAUGAGCAUUACAACCGUAUAUAGCACACUCAAUAUACAGUGCACACCCAUCACAACAGGGUUGUGGUGUUUUACACAACCCAAGAAACAAAACAAAAACAGAAGGAAUCUUACCUUUGUUAUGUCAGGUACAUUCAAAAUGUAUAGUAGAGAAUGGGGAGGAGGAAAAAAACAUGGAUUUGAAUAUAAUACAUCAUAAUAAAUGUAUCUGUUUUAUACAGCUCUUUAUGUCAGUCAUUGUUGCUGCCAUUAUUUCAGUUUAAAUGCCAGCAGAUCUAAAGUUUGGCAAGCAAGAUAUUUGGUCAAAGAUUAAAAUAUUUUCUCAUUCAGUCACUAUGAACAAUGAGGGUAAKACCUAUGCUUACCCUCUAAAUUAUUUGUUUCCAUUGAUAUUGUGAUCAACCUACAACAUUCAGUAUUACAUUAAUGUUAGUCCAAUAAUAGAAUAAGAAAAUUCUAUUGUCUUAUUUUGUUUACUGUGAUUUUAAAAUUACAAGACUUUGUUUGACUUGGGAUUAAAAUCAUUUUAAGAGUU